This is a messenger RNA of Molossus molossus (Pallas's mastiff bat), 2355 nucleotides long. It is a transcript of the gene GTPBP1, whose product is annotated as GTP binding protein 1. The transcript has 14 exons. Gene Ontology annotation, biological process: translational elongation. The coding region runs from base 25 to 2328 and encodes 767 amino acids. Lineage: Eukaryota; Metazoa; Chordata; Mammalia; Chiroptera; Molossidae. The record is from RefSeq and is a predicted model, not a curated record. Gene Ontology annotation, molecular function: translation elongation factor activity; GTPase activity; GTP binding.
ACGAAUUAGCCUAAGUUAUUAAAGAUGGCGACGGAGCGGAGUCGCUCUCCGAUGGACUCGCCGGUCCCGGCCUCUAUGUUCGCCCCCGAGCCCAGCUCCCCGGGGGCGGCCAGGGCCGCGGCAGCUGCCGCCCGGCUCCACGACGGCUUAGACUCAGACUGCAGCGAGGACGGCGAGGCGCUCAACGGCGAGCCGGAGCUGGACCUUACCAGCAAGCUGGUUCUAGUGAGCCCUACAUCAGAGCAGUAUGACAGCCUACUUCGGCAGAUGUGGGAGAGGAUGGACGAGGGAUGCGGAGAGACCAUAUAUGUCAUUGGGCAGGGAUCAGAUGGGACUGAGUACGGGCUGAGUGAAGCUGACAUGGAGGCCUCCUACGCCACAGUGAAAAGCAUGGCAGAGCAGAUAGAGGCUGAUGUCAUCCUCCUGCGGGAACGUCAAGAAGCUGGGGGCCGUGUGCGUGAUUACCUGGUCCGGAAACGAGUAGGAGACAGUGACUUCCUGGAGGUCAGGGUAGCAGUGGUGGGCAACGUGGAUGCCGGCAAAAGCACACUUCUGGGGGUCCUGACACACGGGGAGCUGGACAAUGGCCGAGGCUUUGCCCGCCAGAAACUCUUCCGCCACAAACAUGAGAUUGAAUCUGGUCGCACCAGCAGUGUAGGCAACGACAUCCUGGGCUUUGACAGCGAAGGCAAUGUGGUGAACAAGCCGGACAGCCAUGGUGGCAGCCUGGAGUGGACAAAGAUUUGUGAGAAAUCCACUAAAGUGAUUACCUUCAUUGACUUGGCUGGCCAUGAGAAAUACCUGAAGACCACUGUCUUUGGCAUGACGGGCCAUCUGCCGGACUUCUGCAUGCUCAUGGUGGGCAGCAAUGCUGGCAUUGUCGGGAUGACCAAGGAGCACCUGGGCUUGGCAUUGGCACUCAAUGUGCCUGUUUUUGUGGUGGUCACCAAGAUUGACAUGUGUCCUGCUAACAUCCUGCAAGAAACCCUGAAGCUGUUACAGCGCCUGCUGAAGUCUCCAGGCUGCCGGAAGAUCCCUGUGCUGGUGCAGAGCAAGGAUGAUGUGAUCGUGACGGCUUCCAACUUUAGCUCUGAGAGGAUGUGCCCGAUAUUCCAGAUCUCCAAUGUUACAGGCGAGAACCUAGAUCUGCUGAAGAUGUUCCUCAACCUCCUCUCCCCCCGCACCAGCUACCGGGAGGAAGAACCUGCUGAAUUUCAGAUUGAUGACACUUACUCUGUACCAGGCGUGGGGACAGUGGUAUCAGGGACAACACUCAGGGGCCUGAUCAAGCUGAAUGACACUCUGCUGCUGGGCCCAGAUCCUCUGGGUAACUUCCUGUCCAUUGCUGUCAAAUCGAUCCAUCGAAAGCGCAUGCCUGUCAAGGAGGUGCGGGGGGGCCAGACAGCCUCUUUUGCACUAAAGAAGAUUAAGCGCUCAUCCAUCCGGAAGGGCAUGGUGAUGGUUUCCCCCCGUUUGAAUCCCCAAGCAUCCUGGGAGUUUGAGGCUGAGAUCCUCGUCCUCCACCACCCCACCACGAUUAGCCCGCGCUACCAGGCCAUGGUGCACUGUGGGAGCAUCAGGCAGACGGCCACCAUUCUGAGCAUGGAUAAGGACUGUCUACGCACUGGGGACAAGGCCACUGUGCACUUCCGCUUUAUCAAGACACCCGAGUACCUACACAUAGACCAGCGACUGGUGUUCCGGGAAGGGCGCACCAAGGCUGUGGGCACCAUCACCAAGCUCCUCCAGACCACCAACAACUCUCCAAUGAACUCCAAGCCUCAGCAGAUUAAAAUGCAGUCGACGAAAAAAGGCCCCCUGACCAAACGAGAAGAUGGGGGUGCAUCUGGAGGGCCAGCAGUAGGGGUACCCCCUCCUGGAGAUGAAGCUGGCUCUCUAGGGGCUGCACAGUCAGCUGCGUCCAGCAGUCUCCAGCCAACGCUCAAGCCCAGCAGCGGGGGCCGGCGACGAGGGGGCCAGCGUCACAAGGUGACAGGAAUGUGCCGUGGUUCAGAGGACGUGCAGCUGACCAGGGUCUUGGGAUGUACCCCAGGGAAGAUGCUGAGAGGUGCUGUGGGGGGCCCUUCGGAUCUGGAUGUGUGCCGACAGGCAGAGGUCGCCAUCAGGCCUCUGUCCUCUCUGCUCAAAGAGCUACAAUGUUUGAGCCAGCUUUCGGAGGUCUCACCUUCUGCCCCGCCCACCAGCCCUCCUCCACUGCCAGUUCUCCAGCCUGUCCUAAAGGCACAGUCUACACAUCCUGAGAAGCCCCAACUACUCCCAUGGCUCCGUAUCACCUUGGAGCUCACAGCCAGGCUGUCCAGGCCCUGACCACUCCACUGGACCAUACCACAGGUG